Molecule: messenger RNA, 2553 nt
Organism: Monodelphis domestica (gray short-tailed opossum)
Lineage: Eukaryota; Metazoa; Chordata; Mammalia; Didelphimorphia; Didelphidae
Source: RefSeq, a predicted model, not a curated record
AGAGGGGAGGAGAAGUGGGGUUUGAGAGGAUCCCAGAGCCCCGAGAUCAUUCUUCCCCUUUCAAAGCCAAAGGGCUUUUUCCUGCCACUUCCCAACCCCAGAAACCAGGCGUCCUGCGAGGACCCCGAGUAUCGGGGUGGGACACUUGCCCAGGAGAGCAUGCAGCUCUGACCAGGCUACCUUGGCCCAGUUACUUAACUGCCCCAGACCUCAGUUUCCUCCUUCACCGAAAGGCCAAGAGGGUCGGAGGAAACCCCUCAAAUACCUUUCCCAAGCUCCUUUUGUUUCCUUUCCCAGAAGAUGAGGGUUUUACACUCUAGGUCUGGCCCCAAAACUGCUGUCUGAAUGAGGACAGAGCACUACCUCCUAGGGUGGUUGUGAGAAUCAGGAGUUAAUGUUUGUAAAGGGCUUUUAGUGACCCUGGUCAAGUCACUUAACCCCAUUGCCUCGCCCUUACUGAGCUUCUGUCUUGGAACCAAUACAUAAUAUCGGUUCUAAGAUGGAAAAUAAUGGUUUUUAUAAAAAAAUUUUUUUUUUAAUUUGACCUCAGCCACUUCCUAGCUUUGUGUGACCCUGGCAGCUGUUUUCUCAGUAUGGAUGAGGCAACCCGGAGGAAACCUCGCCUGGCAGCCUCUCUGCAGAUGUCUCCCGGUCCCCCCCUGGGCCCCAUUCCCUGGAGACCCUUGGAAGGUUCUGGUCCGGUUUCCUCAGAUAUCCAGCUUUCCCAAGCAGAACCCCUUAAGGGAGAAGAGAAGAAGAAGAAACUUGGAAAUGAGGCAUCUGGGGAUGGGCCACUCUCAGAUCCUCCUACUGUGGUGAGGGAGCUGAUCCUAGGACACAAAGACCCCCCUCCAGGCCAGGCCCUGAGCCUCCUCACUCGCUAUGCAAUGGGCACCGGCCUUACCCUGCGCUUUGUAGAGAGUGAGGUCCAAGUCCCCUUCCGACACUUCUCUGUCUGCGCUAUGCUGGAUGAGAUGUCUUGUCCUGAGGGCACGGGUAGCAGCAAGAAGGAGGCAAAGGGGCAGGCAGCCAUCCUUGCUCUUAACUGGGUCAGGACUCAGCUGGAGAACCCAGCCCCCUUCAAAACUCCCAGCAACUUUCCACUCUGUUCUUUAACUGCAGAGAACAUUCUGACCCAUGAGCAGCGUUGUGCAGCUGUGGUGAGCUCUGGAUUUGACCGCCUGAUAGGGGAAAACUCCCCUUACCGAGGCUGCAAACGGAAUAUAGCAGCUGUCAUCCUUGAAAGGGAGGUGCCAGAUGAUAAGGGCGGCUGCAGGGAGACCUAUGAGCUGGUUGCUCUAGGGACUGGUUCAGGUGGCUACAGGGGCUGGAUUGAGUUUAUGGGCCGAAGACUCCAUGACACGCACAGCUUGGUCAUUGCCCGUCGUGCCUUGGUCAGGUUCCUGUUCCGACAGCUCCUGCUGGUGACUAGUGGGGGCCCAGAGGGAGCAGAACGAUCAGUGCUGACUGCUCGACCUGGCCCUGGUCCUCCUCUUGCCCUGAAACCCAAAAUCUUCUUACACUUCUAUCUCAGUGACACUCCUGCGGGUGCUGCCCAUGACAUUUACCUCCCUUCUUCAGGGGGCUCACUCCAUAGUCCCUCCCUUCGUCUUCAAGUCCAUGCCCGGGGAGAGCUUCGUCCCGUCUGUUACCUGGACCCAGGAUUCCGGGCAGCCCGGGUCUGUUCACUGUCGGCCAGUGACAAAGUGGCUCGAUGGGCAGUGUUGGGACUGGGAGGGGGCCUGCUGGCCCACUUCCUGCCCCCACUCUAUGCAACCAGCCUUGUCCUUGCUGACUCCUGCCAUGAUCCCUCCACACUGAGCCGAGUCAUCCAUGACCGGCCCUGCCUUGAGGGAGGACCAGGCCUGCCACCUCCCUAUGCCCGUAAUCCCUUGCACCUAUUUCUGGGACCACCUGUGGCUCCCCAGGAUCCUACACCUUCCAACUGUCAGGGCCUCAGCCUCAAUUGGAGUCUAGGAGACACCAGCUUGGAGGUUGUGGACACAAACACAGGACGUGUGUGGUCAGAAGGUUCUUUGGGUCCUCCCUCCCGCCUCUGCAAGGCUGCUCUCCUUCGUGCUUUCCGUCAAGCAGCCAAAGCCCUGGGAAGACUUGAUCUCUUGGCACUGGACACAUAUGAGGUGGCCAAGGCAGGGACAUACCGUGCUGCUCGACAGGAGCUGACUGCUUACUUGGAACAGCAGGACUUGGGCUCUUGGCCCUCCAAGCCUCUGGUGGGUGGGUUCUGUCACUGAACCCAGAUAGCCAAGCCCUGUGUCCUCCAUCCAACGAGGAAACCUUGGAUGUGUUUGUGGUGGGGUUAAGAGGGGAUCACGAGUUAUGUGUGGCAGGGAUUGGGAAGUGCCUGAGCACUAAAGGACUGCUUGUUUCACUGGGCUGGACAAGAUUUAGGAGAGAGGGUCUAAAGUACAAACAUUUGAGACCCCUGGUUGGAAACUAUGUGCUUUAUGAUUUGUCCUGCAUAAAUUUUUGGUUCUUUGGGUAGUCCUCGUUGGACAUGAUAAUAUACUAAUAAAACGUAACAAAUUGUAA